AGGGACAUUUUUAGUCCUUGUAUUAAUGAUAUAUUCUAAUUUUAAUCCUUAUGUUAUCUAAUUUAACAUUAUUGACUUCAAUUAUAUCAUGUGAUGGUUUUAUCUUUCAAUUAGGGAUGUUAAAUUAGCGGGUUAAGUUGAAAUUAAAGAUAUUAAAAUGAGUUGAAAUAGAAUUGGGUUGAGUCCUAUCCACUCAAGUUUAUUUUGGACUCAAAAAAACUAAAAAAUGAGUCGUGUCUGACGUACAUCAUUUUUCUUUUAAAAAAAUUUAUAAAUGAAUAAAUAAUCUCAAUAGAUAGUAAUUCAUACAUUCGUGAUUAAAAUUGAAAAUUCUCUUAAAAUUCAUUGAGAUUAAACUCAAUUUAAAUUAUCUUAGAUCCAACCUUUAAAAUUUUAGACAGAUGGAGUGGGUUAGCUAUAAUUUUGACGUCUCCACAUUCCACUAACAGACCCAAAGAAUAAUUUAACGGAGGGAUAAAUAUAAUAUUUGGUUUAAUUGCUCUGCAAUACCGUCUCUGUCUCUGAACAGUUUUCUCUGAACAAGCUCAUUAAUUUAAGCUACAUUUGAAUAAAAUCCACCCGAAAGGGCAUUAGAUCUCUAUAUUUGUCUGACGAACGCGAAAUCAUUUAAGCUACACCAACAAAACUCACCUGAUUCUUGUUUCAGACUUCCAUUGAUAUCAACAGAGUUAGAGAAUGUCAGCCAAGGAGGAGGUUGAGGAUAGUCAUGCAUUUGUUGAAUGUAAUGGGAGUGCAUCUGUAAUCAAUGAAACACGGCUUCGAGUUUAUCCAGUUUCUGAGUAUGACUCAGGCGAAGGUUUACCAUAUGCUCCUGUAGAUUGGCCAAAUGUGGGUGAUAAGUGGGGCUGGCGGGCAGGGAAAAAAGCUACAGGUUUAGGCACCUUUAAAGAUAGAUAUCUGUAUCUUCCGAAGCGUUUUCAGGCUCUGAAAGAUGGAAAGAAAAAUGUUUUUCGGAGUAAGAUUUCAGUUAAAAAGUAUCUCCAGUCUGAGUAUCCUGAUAUGGAUAUAAACCAAUUCUUUGCCUCAUUCAGUUGGAUGAUUCCUUCGAGGCAGUCGUCAAGCUCAAAAGAUGUUGAUUUUGACUCAGAUAUGAAAGAGAGGACUUCAUCUUCAGGGACGAAAAUGCAGCCUUUACUGGCUGAUUCUCCUAUUAGAGUCAUUACUUGUAAGGCUGGUAACAAAAUUUGUAGCAGUUUAACAGCAGAAAGUCCUUUUCUGGAGACAAUGCUUUGUAAUAUAUGUUGCAGUGAGCCUGGUUUUUGCCAAGACUGUUGUUGUAUCCUUUGCUUUAAACCUAUUAGUUUGGACUAUGAUGGGUACAGUAGCAUUCGGUGUGAAGCAACAACAAAUGGCUACAUAUGUGGACAUGUUUCCCAUGUAGAGUGUGCUCUACGAGCUUACAUGGCUGGGACAGUCGGAGGAAGCAUCAAUUUGGAUGCAGAGUAUUUAUGUCGAUGCUGUGAUUCAAGGACGGAUUUGGUUGCACAUGCUCUGAAGCUUUUAAACAUUUGCACAUCCAUUGCUUCUUACGCUGACAUCGAAAAGAUUUUGAAUGUUGGCAUUUGUGUUUUGCGUGGUUCACAGAAAAGGAGUGGAAAAGAGUUGUUGCAUCGUAUUGAAUCAAUUAAGGCAAAGCUUACAAAAGGAGUCCGCAUUCAAGAUGCAUUCGUGUGUGGAUAGCAGUGCGAAAUCUCAGGUGGAAGAAAACGCGCUAGAUGAUUUCUUCUGAUCUGCCUAGAAGUUGAUCGUAAAGUUACCCUAUGUUGAUGGGAGGUAUAACAAGUACUCGGUGGAAUGUGCUUGUUUAGCUCUCUAGUGGAGCAAGAGAAUAAUAUAAUUAAGACAGUAAAAGUAGAACCCUAUAUCAGUUGCAAUUUUGUUUUUCCUAUAUGCUCCUUCACUUCCGGUCAGCGGUAUAACACAAAA
This is a messenger RNA of Solanum lycopersicum (tomato), 1947 nucleotides long. RefSeq lists its product as uncharacterized. The record is from RefSeq and is a predicted model, not a curated record. NCBI's taxonomy places the organism in Eukaryota, Viridiplantae, Streptophyta, Magnoliopsida, Solanales, Solanaceae.